Eutrema salsugineum is the source of this 2664-nucleotide messenger RNA. RefSeq lists its product as uncharacterized. Bases 682 to 2136 code for a protein of 484 amino acids. The transcript is spliced from 2 exons. Lineage: Eukaryota; Viridiplantae; Streptophyta; Magnoliopsida; Brassicales; Brassicaceae. The record is from RefSeq and is a predicted model, not a curated record.
AAAAAAACAAGAUAAAGCAGGUAGAGAGGUUUUCAGCGAUGGAGGUGAAAAGAAGAAGAAGGAGGGAGCAACCCACCGGAGCACCUGCUCCAUCUGCUAGGUUGGUUGCUCACCACGUAGAAUUUGACGAAAGAGCACCACAGCCCCCACCGGAGCACCUGCUCCAAGGGGUGCUCACCACGGACAAUGCGACGAACGAGCACCCUGCUCUAGUUUGGAGCACCUGCUCUGCCAGGGUGUUUGGCGCUUCCAGGUAAGUUUUUUGGAAAAUUGGAGUUUUAAUGGGAACGCAGGGGCUAGUGUGCAAAUUUUACCAAAAAAUUUAUUUUACACAGAAUUUUACCCUACCUGAGUUUUCCUUGGUUUCUUAACUUGAGUUUUGCGACCCAUAAACACCUCCUCCUUCCUCCUUUCUUUUUCACCAUACUUGAUACUUGAGCUCAAAUCCCAGAUUUUUCAAAACUUCACCGAUUUCAACGUUUUUGAGUCUAAGUUCAUCGGUUUUUCGUCCUCUCUCCGUUUCUGCAACCAAUUUCGACACCCAGCAAAGGUAUGACUCGCAAUUCCCUUUUUAAUAUUUCGGCGAAAUUUUAAAAAAGGUGCUUACUUCUAUCUGUCUGUUGAUUUCGACUUAUGCGCAUGUUGUUGAGGUUCUAGAGCAGCAUCAGCUUACAUCUAUGAAUGCCUCCCAGAACAAUGUUCAAAAAGAAGGGAAAGAAGAAGAACGGUGAGGGAAGUAAACCUACCCCAUCGACGUAUCCAUGGCCUCGCGAAGAAAACACACUGAUCGAAUUACCUGAUGAGUUGAUACCCGAACAAUCGGACGAGCAGUGGGACCAAACGGACUCGUUCUAUUACAACAAGCUGCUCAACAUCAAACUGCAACCAACCUUAGUGAUGUGCACAGACACACUAAAACGGUUGGGAAUCUUCGAUGAGGUGAGCAUCAUCCUGCGCAACACGAAGCUGACGCAACUCGCUUUCGAGGACGACGAUCUCUACCCUGAUCUGGUCCGCCAAUGCCUCGCAUCUGCAAAGUUGCGGUACGCAAAUCCGACGAAGCCAAAGGCCGAUGAAGCAACUUUCACUUUCUUUGCUGAAGGGAAGCGCUACAGCAUCGACAUGGCAACGUUUUGCACUGCUUACGGGUUUCAUGACGAGGAUAAAGAGCUGCGUUUCCCGAGUAAGUUCGAGGUUGCCAACCAAUUUUGGCAAACCAUCGCCUCCGGCCACUACAAGUCGAACACGGCAAGCAUAUCAGUCAUUCGCCACCCAGCUGUUCGAAUCUGUGCGAAAAUUUUCAACAACAUGCUGUUCAACCGUGAUUCUGGGAAUAAGGUAGCGCUGGAUGUUUUGAUGUUGCCUUACUUUGGUUGUGGUGAUUUGGUUGCAGACUCUUACAGCGUCAGCGUCCCGGUCGAGCACAGUAUCAACUUUGGAGUUCAGCUGGCGCAAACCAUAUGCGCAGUGAGGACCAAACCUUUUGGGAGUUCGCAGGUCAUUUACAUUGGGAGUCUCCUCACAGCGCUUUUCACUUUUGCUCAUAUUCCUCUUCGGUAUGCUACAAAAGAUGUGAGCCGAAGGAGAAUGGAUACAGCCCAUCUGCUGACUUCAGGUUUUCUAUGCGAUGAGAACACCUACAGCUACAAAGGUGCUUACGGAGUUGCACAGCGCACGCCUCUCCCAAAUCCUGCCAUGACCGCACUAAACACUGCAGCUAACCUGCGUUUCCUGAUGGAGGUGCCACUUUUAGCUGAUGCAGCACACGACGGAGCACCCGCUCCGAAUUCUGGAGCACCUGUUUCGAGUUCCGGAGCACCUGCUCGCGCCAGUUCUUCAUGCUAUCCACAUUCACCGCAGAGAGAUGAGGAGCUGCCUGACUACGUUUCAGCUGAUGCUGGUGAGUUCGAUUUGGCUCCUAUCUCUGAUGAUCCUGAUGAUGCAGAGUUUCGGAGGUGGAUGGUCGCGUCUACAAAGAAGAACAACAGCCUCAUGAAGAGGUUGUUGCAGAUGCUUACCAGUGGAUAUCGUAGCAGCACAGCGACCGCAGCCAGUUCUCCGGAGAGGCACCCGAGACGCAGACGUCGCACUGGUGGAUCUGGUAGUGAGAGCCCGGAGGACACCACCACUCACUGACCGCUAGUAACAUCUCUCUACCACCAUUGUACUAUCCGCUUUGGUUUCUUUUCUUUUAUUUGUUUCGACAGGAUUUUUCUCUGCUCCUAUUUGUACACCAGGGACGGUGUAUAAUAAGUUCGGGGGAGGAUCUUGUCAUCUUUUGCAUUUUCUUGUGUUUUUCUUGAGUCGGUUUUAGUUUGUUUCUUUGAGUCAGUUUGUUAUAUGAGUCAAGUCAAAGCUCGUGGGAAUUAGGACCAAUUCUAUGAUGAUUUCAGACCAUUUGUGAAUCUUGACCACCUUCUUCUAGUGAUUAUUGCUGCAGAAUCAUCUAGAUCGACUAAUGGAAAAUCCAAAGACAAAGCAGUAGAUUAGAGGAGCCCAAAAUUCUUGACACAUCCAAUGAACCUGAGCUAAUUUUUGAGCCUUUCAUUUUCCGCAUCGAUCAGGUUAGUGCUCAUAGGGCUUGACUCCUCAUUCUUACCUGACAAAUAAAGACCUGUGUGAUAGAUUUGGUAUUCCUCUCUUAUGUUCUAAGCAUUGUUUCAG